ACCUGCCAAUAGCUAGUCGAGCUCAAACUAUGACCUGGAAUCGAUAAGUAAUCUCCCUUUACAGCAGGCAUCCCAGCAACACUUCGCACAGUCGACCAGCCAUGCGACAGCAACAGUUGCUACGGCGUGCACCAGGAGUAUUGCGCUGUUUUGCUGCUUGCCAAUCCGGCGUGCAGACGGUUGCUGCCUAUGGUCCAUGGACCGAACGACAGCUCUCGUCCGUUGCCGUUUCCACUUCGGGGCACGAAGGCCCAAAAUACUGGCAUCUGGCGUCGCUACCGCUUUUAGGACUAGCCGCUGCUGGAGUUGCCAGCGCUGACCCUAAGGACAGUCCGCAAGACGAAAGUUUCCAUCUUCUGCCUCUAGCCAGUCGCCAGCGCAUCUUUUUUAAGUAUGAAAGACGCAUACGAGACAAGAGCUCACUCGACAAGGUGUUUGAGUACUUCAGCUCCCAGGAGAAGGACAAGCUGAAGUACAUGACACCCGCUGACUUGCUUCGUGCGGUGGUGCCCACCUUCCCACCCAGCGAGUCAACCUUGGACCGGUCGGGAUUCCUCGAUGGCGAGCGGGGCAGCAGCGCCCUACAGGCCGCAUGGAAGAAGGAUCAGACGAACUUCUUUCAGCAGUUUGACGUGGACGGCGAUGGUGUGAUCUCCUACCCCGAAUUCCUUCUUGUGCUCACGCUGCUGUCCAUUCGCGAGAGCGACGUCAAGACCAUUUUUGACGUGGUGGACCUGGACGGCAACGGCGUCAUCGACUUUGCGGAGUUCAAGGUGGUCAUGGAGCUGCUGCAGGGCAUGGCCAACGUGCAUGCCUCCAAGGUCGGGCGCUCGCACAAGCUGGCGAUGACCUCUGAAUCGGGCAUCCUGCUGUCCUUCUUCGGGCGCGACGGCAGCAAGAAGCUCAACCUGCCGCAGUUCCGCGACUUCCUGGCAGCGCUGCAGCGGGAGGUGGUGCGGCUGGAGUUCGCGCACUACGACGUGACGGGCACGGGCUCCAUGCCGGCGCUGGACUUUGCACGCAGCUUGGUGACCGCCGCGGACUCCCGCCACGUGGACCAGCUGCUGGACAAGGUGGACGCCAUGAGCCCGGAGCUGCGGCGCCAGCGUGUCAGCUACGAGGAGUUCCUGCUGCUGCACCAGCUGCACCGCGGGCUGCACACGCUGGCGGUGGCGCUGGACUUCUGCAACCAGGUGGGGCGCCCCGUGCACAAGGCCGACUUCACCAAGCUGCUACAGAAGCUGCUAGGCGUGACGUUGCCGGAGCACGUGGUGGACAUCGUGUUUGUGGUGUUUGACGACGGCCGCGGGGCGCUGGACACCACCACCUUCAUAGAGGCGCUGCAGCGGCGGGAGGUCAUGUGGGCGCGGCGGAAGCACUACGACCGAGGGCUGUCCCGCUCGAAUGACCCGCCCAAGGGCAGGCUAGAGUGCAUCCAGCAGUGCAUGCGAGGCGAGGAGUAGCCCGGCACUUGGCGACUGGCGUGCGAGCACAACAUAUGCUAUGGACUGGCACGGGAGUUCGAAACAGCGGUGCAUAACAGGCAUCAGUACAUUAGUAUGCAUCAUGGGCUCAUGGUUGCUUCAAUGAAAAGUAAUCCUGGUCUUACUAAAACUGCAGAACCGCAUAAACACGGACUCUUUCGAUUAUGGUGUGGAUUCGAUUAUGGCCCAAACAAGGCCAGUUGCGUUCGCAGAACCUCCCUCUGUGGAGCAAAUUACAACUGUUUUCGUCCUGUACAUAUCUUGAUUCACAAAUCUCUCCUCCUUGAAUCCAACGAUUGGGUACACGCCGCUGCAGCGUGUAACGCCUCCCGCAUGCAACUCUAC
Astrephomene gubernaculifera is the source of this 1829-nucleotide messenger RNA. The record is from the annotation of a GenBank genome assembly. NCBI's taxonomy places the organism in Eukaryota, Viridiplantae, Chlorophyta, Chlorophyceae, Chlamydomonadales, Astrephomenaceae.